AUGGGCGAGAUCUUUAGGAAGCAUGAGCUGGAGGCCAAACUGAAGGAUGAGAACCAGCUCAUCGCCAGCGGAGUUCUCCGGGAUGAGAACCCUCUUGACCAGUCCUCGGAAUUUGCCCAAUUCCUCGAGGCCUGCCGGAGAGGGGACUUAAAGACAUGCCAGGAGCUCAUGUCAGUCGGCGUAAACAUCAACGGGAAGGACAAGUUCGACUACACUCCUCUGAUCGUCGCCAGCCUGUGCGGUCACCUUGAGCUGGUCCAGCUCCUCCUAGAAGCAGGAGCACUUGCAGAGAGGGACACCUUCCAGGGCGAGAGAGCAGUCUACAACGCUCUGAACGACAGGAUACGGAAACUGCUUUUAUCUUAUGACUAUGCCAAAUCGUCAGAUCCGCUGCAACCAUGGUCGUCACAUAUCACCUCGCUAAUGACCAAAGAUACGCCCAAGACAUCAGACAUCACCCUGUCUUGUGGAUCUGACGACUUACAUCUACACAAAUUCCUUCUGUCCUCCAGAACCCCGUAUUUCAGGCAGAAGCUUGAGGACACUCCCGAGACGACACAUUGGAAACUGUCCAGCGCCGUGCCUGCCGAGGCGAUCCGACUGGUGGUCAGGUAUCUCUACUUGGGUGAGAUGCCGAGAGACCUGGUGGACGCGCGAAGCACCACGACCGAAGAGCAGGUGUUCAAGGGGAUCGACAAGAUCAGCAAGCAGCUCGAGGUCGAGAAGCUGUGGGAGGCCGUACUUUCUAUGGACGACCGGAGACUCGCCCGCCAGAGGCACCAGGACGAGGUCGAGCGAGCCCAGUCGCAAGUCGAGGCCUUCUUUCAAAACAAGGUUUUGGGCCACAAGAUGCGUGUGGAUACGGAUAAACUCGACAAGAUUAAGUGGAAGCCCGAAAACUCGAUAUUCGCCGACUGCCUCGUACGAGCCGACGAGGAUGACGAGGAGGAGUGGGAUGAGGAGGUAGAAGAAUCCAAAAAUGAGACCGCCUCACGGGCCGCAGCACCCGAUGGAGCUACUGCUAUCCUGAUUGGGCGUGCUGCCGAAACGUCAGCCAUCAACGGAAACUUCAAGCCUAGAAAGUCGGUCGUGUACCCUGUGCACAAGGCAAUGCUCAUCAGGAGUCCUUACUUCGAGACCAUGUUCUCGAGCGAGUUCCUCGAAGCCCAAGACUCGGAGUAUCUGCACAUUGUUAAGGUCGAUUGCAUACCUGAGGUCCUGGAGAUCGUCCUUCAGUUCAUGUACACAGAGAAAGCCGACUGUCCCCUACACCAUGCGCUGGAGCUGCUCUACACCGCAGAUAUGCUCCUUAUGGAUAAAUUGAAGAGCAGAGCGGCCGUUGCCAUCAGCACCCUCGGCAGCGCGACCCGGAAUAUCCUCGUCGACAGGACCCACACCAAUGAUCCAGAUGCAGAUACUACCGAGACAGAGCCUAUUAACAUCUAUGAUGUGAUCCAUGCGGCUUGGGACCUCCGCGUUCAGCGUCUGGAGGAAUUUGCCGCCCGCUAUCUGGCACAUCGACUGGAGGACUAUAUUGAUGAGCCAGAGUUCGCAGAGCUCAUCCAAGAGUCCGCCUCAAGGGUCAAGGACAGGCAAGAAACAGAUACCAUCGAACUGCUUGACGACAUCCGGUAUUACUUAUCGGAGCGUUUUCGUCUACGGUUCGAAGACACUGGAUUUGACGACUGGGUGUCUGACGGUGAGCCAGAGGAUAAAGAAAGACCUGAUGAAGUUGGAAAGAAUGGUCUUGCUGCUGAUCCCAAGGCAGCCCAAGGUACGACGACUCUGGCAUCAGACAGUACAGUACAACAAGUACCUGCUGCACAGACUGGCAUUGUUCGGACUCUUGAUGGCGAAGAGGUAGACGAUGAGUUUGAUCUUGAUGCCCAGAACUAUCAGAUCUUACUUAGAAAGAUUGAUGAUAUGUUGGUUAGACUUCAGCUAGAUGCAUAGACUCUUUUAUAGAGGUGUUUUCCCCAUGCAGAAUAAAGACAUCAAUGGCAC
Molecule: messenger RNA, 2004 nt
Organism: Cryphonectria parasitica EP155
Lineage: Eukaryota; Fungi; Ascomycota; Sordariomycetes; Diaporthales; Cryphonectriaceae
Exons: 3
Coding region: 1-1953 (650 amino acids)
Cellular component (GO): cytoplasm; ubiquitin ligase complex
Molecular function (GO): protein binding
Source: RefSeq, a predicted model, not a curated record